Molecule: messenger RNA, 471 nt
Organism: Racocetra persica
Lineage: Eukaryota; Fungi; Glomeromycota; Glomeromycetes; Diversisporales; Gigasporaceae
Source: the annotation of a GenBank genome assembly
AUAUCCAUUCAUUAACAAAAAAACCAAAUCAACGAAAAUGUCUUUUAUCCUUGCUUCCAACUCUACGACAAUUCACAAUUCUCGUGAAAAAACUAACCAACCUACGCGAAAACAUCUUCGAUUGAACUAUUUUAAGAAAAUAAACUCGGAUUUUGAUGUUGCGCCUGCGCCUAAAAAGCCUGUUGAUACAUUACCGGUAGAACCUACUGAAUCAAGUUUAUUUUCAGCAUUACUCUUACAAAAGGCUGGUUUUAAAAAUAUCCAAAUUUUUGAAUGUCAAAAUCGUGUUGGUGGACGUGUUCAUACACAAUAUUUUAAUAAAGAGCAAAAAUUAUAUGGUGAACUUGGAGCCAUGAGAAUACCGGUAGCAGAAGAACAUCACUUGGUGUUUGAUACUAUCGAUUAUUUGAAUCAGCGUAUCACUAAUGAUGACAAGAUUCGUACUAUCCCGUUUAUCUUUUCCGCUGAAAA